AUGGAUCCAAUACCUUUAAAUAGAACAGUUCAAAACAUAUUCAAUAUAUGUCCAAGAAAGGCAAAUACUUUGAGAGAAGCAUGUAAAACUGCACAAGAUACGAUUCGUGAUUCUCCUAUCUUUUCCUCUUCUCCUCAUGAUGUAAUAACUGAUAAGGACUAUGAAUACUUGGCAAAUAAAAUAUUCAUACCAUGUAAACUUGCAUUGGAAACAAAGGAUGCUAAAUUAGUAUUUGCUGGACUCGAUGGUUUAGAAAAAUUAUUAUCAUUGAUUAUUAAACCACAAUUAAUGGAUUUAACAAGUCCACCAGUUUCAAAUGGAGUGAUAGGUGCACCUGCACCAGAAGGAAAGAAAUUGGUUGAAACUGUAGUUGAUUUAAUUGGUUCCUAUUUUGAUUUUCAAGAUCAAAAUGUUCAACUUUCAAUCAUUAAAACAUUAUUAGCAGCAGUUAUAACACCAACAUGUGGUAUACAUGAUACAUGUUUAAUGGGAGCUAUUCGUAGUUGUUAUAAUAUUUAUUUGGUUUGUCAAAACAAGAAUAAUAUCAUGGCUGCCAAGAGUACAUUAUUCCAAAUGGUUGAUUCUAUAUUACAAAGAUUUGAUAAAUCUUCAUUUGAUAGAGAAAGAUUAAUUAAUCAAAAAUCAACCAACAACAAUAAUAAUAAUAACAAUCAUACCAAUACUACUGUUAGUACUGGAACUCCAACAAAAUCAAAUAAUAAUCAUCAACUUGAUAAAGAUGAAGAAAGAAUAAUACAUAAUUAUAAUACAGAUUUAUCAGAUGUAAUAUUAUUAUUUAGAGCAUUUUGUAAAUUAUCAAAAAAGGAUGUACCAGUGGGAGCAGCAUUGGAUUCACAUGAAAUGAAGAGUAAAUUGUUAUCAUUGGAAUUGUUACAACGUAUACUCGAGAAUCCAUUGCCAUCGUUGAAAAUGUCUGAAAAGUUUAUCAAUAGUGCCAUCAAGCGGUAUCUAUCCAUCUCACUGUUGGCCAACGGCAGCAGUUCCAAUCUGAUGGAGUUUAAGAUCACCCUUCAAAUAUUCCUCUCUCUCAUCAUUCAUUUCAAGGAACACCUCAAGGAAGAGAUUGGACAAUUCUUUUCAAAGGUGAUUCUCGAGACACUUUCCAGUCAAAAUAACCCGCAAACCAUUGCCGAUAUAUUUGUAAACUAUGAUCGUGAUCCCGAACACAAGGAUAUUUUCGAGAGAAUGGUCUAUGAACUCUCCAAGGUUGCACAGGGAGCUAGCAGCGGCCAAAUCGAACGAUCGCCCCAAACAUCGGCAGAAGACACCAAAUUCAAGACACUCGGUCUCGAGUGUAUCGUCACGAUUAUGAAGAGUUUGGUCGAUUGGUCCAAGGAAAUCUACGACGAGAACAAGAGAAUCGAAAAACAACGUGAAGUAGAUUUGCAAAAAGAAGAACAACAGGAAAAGGACCAACAAGAGAUUGAGGAAAUGGAAAAACUCCAGAAAAAGAUUGAAAACCAACAUCCCCUACGUUCAUCGAUCGACGAGAAACAAAAACAACAAUUUUUGGAACAAGGAAAGUCAAAAUUCAAUUCAAUGACUCCAAACAAGGGUAUCGACUUUUUAAUUCAAUGUGGUUAUCUUAAAGAAAACCCUAUAGAUGUUGCUCUCUUUUUAAAAAAUCAAUCAGAUUUAAUUCCAAAAAAAAUUUCUCAAUAUUUAUUAUUACCGAAUUCAUUUAAUAUUAAUAUAUUAUAUAAAUAUAUUGAUUUAUUUGAUUUUAAAAAGAUGGAAAUUGAUCAAGCAUUAAAAUCACUUUUAUCAUCCAUUUUAAUUAAUGGUCAUGAAAAUAAUUCAAUGGAUAGAUUAAUUGAAAAGUUUGCUGAGAAAUAUUUUAGUGAUAAUCAAUCUGAAAAAAUUCAUUUAUUAAAUGCUGAAUCUGCAUAUUUAUUAUCAUAUUCAAUUAUAAUAUUAACAUCAGAUUUAAGAAACCCAUCAAUUAUUACCAAAAUAACCAAAGAAGCAUGGUUGAAGAUGAAUUCAAAACAAAACAACAAAAAGGAUUUUGAUGAACAAUAUCUAUUGGCAAUGUAUGAUAGAAUGGCAUUGGAAUCUUUUAUAUUGUUUGAUCAACAAGAAAAACAAGAUGAAGAGGAUAAUACCACCGGCGGUAACGGUAAUAAUAAUAAUAAUAAUAAUAAUAAUGGUAGUGGAUAUGUUAAUGGUACACUUAGAAAUUCUGCAUCUCAAGAAAGAUUAUUAAGAUUCAACAAGGAAGGAGAUUAUAUAGUUGAACAAUGUCAAAAAUUGAUCAAGUCAAAGUUGGAAAAGAAAUCAAAGUUUUAUCGUGCUCGAAAUAUUGAACAUGUUAGCCCAAUGUUUAUCUCGACUUGGUGUUAUGUCUUGUCAACACUUAGCGUCAUUUUGGAUGAAAGCAAGGACAGAAAGAUUAUUCAAUUGUGUCUUGACGGUCUCUCUUAUGCCGUUCGUGUCAGUUGUAUCUUUUACCUAAAUGUCGAAAGAUCAUCUUUUAUCACUUCACUCUCCAAACUCUGUCUUUUGGACUCUGCCCGUGAAAUCUCUAUCAAGAAUAUCGAUUGUAUCAAAGCUCUUGUUCAAAUUGGUACCACCGAAGGUAACUAUUUACAAGAUUCUUGGACGCCCAUCCUCAAGACUAUUUGCAUCCUCGAGAGACUCCAUCUCAUCAAUGACUCUCAAAACACUCCUCCUCAACACUCGGCCCAACCAACCAACCAACCAUUAUCCAAUCAAAAGGCUCUCUCACCGACCGUAAACUUCCCCUCAGUCGUUGAAUUUUCACAAAAUUCUUUACAAAAUAAGAUUAGAAUCUUGGUUGAAGAAUAUCCAAAAGAUACUGUUUUUGAUUCAAUUCAAAUUGAAAGAAUUUUUACAAAUACCAUUUAUUUAUCAGAUGAUUCAAUUAUAACAUUUAUAAAAUGUUUAGUUGAAGUAUCAGAAGAAGAAAUUAAUCAUUAUUCAAGAAUUUAUAGUGUAAUGAAAUUGGUUGAAGUGAUUGAAUAUAAUUUAAAGAGAAGAAUUAGAUUGGUAUUUUACAACAUGUGGGAGAUUGCAGUUAGUCAUUUUAUUCGUGUUGGACAACACAACAAUAAUGAUUUGGCAUUACAUGCAAUCGACUCGUUACGUCAACUGGCCAACAAGUAUUUGGAAAGAGAGGAAAUGUCCAAUUAUAAUUUCCAAAAUGAAUUUUUAAUGCCCUUUGAAACGGUCAUGUCAAGCAACAACUCUGUCCAAAUCCGAGAGCUUAUUAUCCGUUGUGUUGGUAAUCUUAUCCAAUCAAAGUCACAAAAUAUCAAGAGUGGUUGGAAGACUAUUCUCAAUGUACUCAGUCUUGGCUCGACAGUUCCCUAUGAACCAAUUGUCGUUCUUGCCUUCCAAAUUGUAGAAUCUAUUACACAACCAAAGAUUCUUUCUCAGGUACCCUCUCAUCACUACCAAGAUUUAAUCAAUUGUAUUGGUAGAUUUGCUGCACCCGCCGUUCACUUUAAUGAAAUCUCCCUAAAGGCUGUCAAUAUUCUCGAUCAACUCACCCGUAAUCAAUUGAUCAUUGACAGUGCCGGAAAAGACUACCGUCCAUUGAUCCUCAAGGCUCUCAUUACCCCCAUUACCCAUGACAGUGAAUCUGUUCGUUCACUAUCCUCUUCCAUGCUGUUCUCCUUUUUACAAAAUCUUUCUACCACUUUUACUCAAGAUACUUGGUCUCUUAUCAUUAAUGAAUUAAUCAAAAUUAUCAAAAAAAUUAUAAAUUCUAAAAAAGCUCUAGCUAUAAAUGAUUUUGAAUUUAUUUGGGUAAAACAAACAUGUCCAUCAUUAUUAAAUGAUUUUAUUAAUCUAUUUUAUAAUCAUCAUGAUCAAUUAAUUAACUUUUAUCCAAUUUUAAUUAAUUUAUUUGAAUCUUUUGUUUAUAAUUUAAAUCAAGUAGUAUCAAAUAUUGGAUGUGAAUAUUUAUGUAAAUUUAUUCAAAAAUGUGGAUGUUAUUUUAAUCAAGAACAUUGGCAACAAAUUUCAAAAUUGAUUGGUAAUGAAAUAUAUUAUCAAUUGUUGGUUUCUCAAAAUAAUACUUUGCCCCAAGACUUUUCAUUGUUGGGUGGUGGUACUGAAGACUUGGCCGGUAAAAAGUUGGACGAGUUGUUAUUUGGUAUCGAUAUCCCAGUGUCGUUUGUAACCCUAUACAAUUGGCAGAUCAUUACAAAUAUGAUGCAAAAAAUGACUCAUGUAGUGGUAGAGAUUUACAAACAAGUACCAAAGCAAUUCUGUAUUGACAUUAUUCAGUAUUGGUCAUUCAUAUACAAAUUGGCCAAGAAAUUAGACAAAUCAUCCUUUUUGGUUCAUCAGUCGUCGUCCUCGACAAGUGCUCCAUCUUCACCAGUGUCUGGCUCACCAACCCUACAACCAAUCAGCCACCAACAACUUCAACUCAAGCUUCAUUUUGAAACCACCUCGCUGUCUUGCUUGUUAGAGUUUGGCUUUGAAAUGUUUUUAAAUCAACACUGUCAAGAUCGUCAAAACCAAGUUGAAAUCUUGAUCAAUGGAUUGGUGGUUGACUUAAUCCAAGAAUGGAAUGGAAAGGCCGUUACUCCAGCUCCCAUUGUCAUGAUUGUAAAAUUAAUGAUUCACAACAUUGACAAGUACAGUGGCCUCCAAUUCUCAACCCACUUUCCAACUCUCUAUCCAUCGUUGAUUGAUCUUUCACUCAAUGACAAUGCAGAAAUCAGAUCCUCUCUCAUGACACUCUUGACUCGAUUCGGUAAAAAUGCUCUCUCUCCAAUCGCUCCCAUUACCACUCCAGAUCCCCUUCCCCUUGAUCCUCCUGUUACUACUAUCCAAAAACAACCACAAGUAACCCAAAAUCUAUUCUCUCCAACUCCUACACUAUCAUCUCCAAUUACUUCUCUUCUUGUUCAACAACCAAAAGAACAAGAACAAGAAAAAGAAGAAGAGGAGGAAAAGGUUGAAGAUGAAGAAGAGGAAAAAGAGGAAAAAGUUGAACAACAAGAACAACAACAAGAUAGCCCAGUUUUAGUUGAACAACAAGAAGAAAUGGAUCAUGAAGAAAAACAAACAACUGAAGAAGAUGUAGACGAUCACUUUGAAGAAAUUAAAGAUGAAUUGGAUGAACAAGAUGAUGAUGAGCAAGUCAUUAUUGUCGAUGAUUUAAAAGAAACUAGUGAAAUUAAACAAUUGGAAGAAUUGGAUAUUAAAGAAUUUGAAGAUGACGAAGAACAAGAAACAAACAAUCAAGAAGAAAUUGUUGAUCCAGUGCCAGAAGAACCACAAGAAGAAGAAUCAAUACUUUAA
This is a messenger RNA of Cavenderia fasciculata, 5301 nucleotides long. RefSeq names its product Arf guanyl-nucleotide exchange factor. Gene Ontology annotation, molecular function: guanyl-nucleotide exchange factor activity. The record is from RefSeq and is a predicted model, not a curated record. The coding region runs from base 1 to 5301 and encodes 1766 amino acids. Lineage: Eukaryota; Evosea; Eumycetozoa; Acytosteliales; Cavenderiaceae. Gene Ontology annotation, biological process: regulation of ARF protein signal transduction. The transcript is spliced from 11 exons.